UCAAGCUCACGAGCUACUGCAUGAGGUAUGUUAAUGUAAUCGUGACUUAAAGACUGAAAGUAGUCUUGUCUGUUAACAGUUUGUCUGGAUUAACUUAAUGGAUAACAGAGUAAAUGUAACAUAUAUAACUCUUGAUGGGUACGUGGAUUUGUACAAAUACAGAUAUCUUUAUUUUGUCAUCAUGUUCACAGCUUAUAUUCUAAUAAUCUGCAGUAAUUCUACUGUUGUGUAUCUCAUCUGGAUUCAUCAAAACCUCCAUGAGCCCAUGUACAUUUUCAUUGCAGCUCUGUUAAUCAACUCUCUUGUUUUCAGCACUGUGAUCUACCCAAAGCUGUUGAUUGACUUUUUAUCUGAGAAACAGAUCAUAUCUUAUUCAGCCUGCCUCUUUCAGUGGUUUAUAUUUUACUCUUUAGCUGGUUCAGAGUUCUUACUGUUGGCAGCCAUGUCUUAUGACAGAUAUGUGUCCAUAUGUAAACCUCUGCAGUAUCCAGCUAUCAUGAGGAAAACAACUGUCAGCAUCUUUCUGGCUUUAGCUUGGCUUGUGCCUGUUUGUCAGACGGCAGUACCACCUGUAAUGAAUGCUAAUAAGAAACUCUGUAACUUUACUUUCAAAGGAAUCAUUUGUAACAGCACAGUUUACAAACUUCACUGUGAGAGUUCAAGACUGUUAAAUAUAUAUGGUUUGGUUGUUUUGGUAAAUCUUGUACUUCUACCUGUGCUCUUUAUCCUUUUUACAUACACCAGAAUAUUUAUAAUAUCCUAUCAAAGUUGUAGAGAAGUCAGAAGAAAAGCUGCACAGACUUGUUUACCACACUUGAUGGUAUUAAUCAACUUUUCCUGUUUGAUUACAUUUGAUGUCUUUUUACUGCGACUGGAAACUGAUUUUCCUAAAACUGCCCGCUUCAUAAUAACAUUACAAAUCAUCCUGUAUCAUCCUCUCUUUAAUCCAAUCAUAUAUGGACUGAAAAUGAAAGAAAUCUAUAAACACCUCAAGAAGCUGUUGUGUAAGUAACAAGAUCUAAUGAACAAACAAACGAUAACUGCACAGUCACUGUCCUCCUGUCAUAAUCUUUUAGAGAUGUGAUUUCUGUGAUCCUUGAAAAAGACCUUAAUGUGAGGAUUUGUUUUUGUAGCACUCGUGUACAGUAAGGAGUAUCAUCAGUUU
Molecule: messenger RNA, 1165 nt
Organism: Scatophagus argus
Lineage: Eukaryota; Metazoa; Chordata; Actinopteri; Scatophagidae
Product: olfactory receptor 11A1-like
Exons: 1
Coding region: 98-1012 (304 amino acids)
Biological process (GO): G protein-coupled receptor signaling pathway
Cellular component (GO): membrane
Molecular function (GO): olfactory receptor activity; G protein-coupled receptor activity
Source: RefSeq, a predicted model, not a curated record